UGUUGAUAUCUAAAUAAUUUCUUGUCUUCAAGACAUUCGUCCAAAAUGGGGAAGAAGUCAAAGACAGGAAAGUCGAGGAAGGACAAGUUCUACCAUUUAGCUAAGGAAACAGGUUAUCGAGCUAGAUCUGCAUUCAAAUUAAUCCAGUUGAACAGGAAGUAUGAGUUUCUUCAAAAGUCAAGAGUUGUCCUUGACUUGUGUGCAGCCCCUGGAGGCUGGCUACAGGUGGUGGCAGAAAACACACCAGUCUCCAGUCUCAUUGUUGGUGUUGACUUGGUGCCAAUACGUCCAAUCAGAAACUGCAAGACGCUGGUAGAGGAUAUCACAACAGAAAAAUGUAGACAGGCAUUGAGAAAGGAACUACAGACAUGGAAAGCUGACUCUGUGAUUCACGAUGGUGCUGGAAAUGUUGGAAAAAAUUGGCUCCAUGAUGCUUUUCAACAAGCUCAGCUCACCCUGCAGGCUCUGAAGCUGGCUACAGAAUUUUUGAAGAAAGGUGGUUGGUUUGUCACUAAAGUAUUCAGAUCUAAAGACUACAACUCCUUACUAUGGGUUUUUCAGCAACUCUUUCAGAAAGUCCAUGCCACCAAACCUCAAGCUUCUCGUAACGAGUCUGCUGAAAUAUUUGUCGUCUGUGAAAAGUUCCUGGCCCCUGACAGAAUAGAUCCAAAGUUCUUAGAUCCUAAGUUUGUGUUCAAGGAGAUUGACAUGGAACCCAAACAAAUGAUUAACCUUAUACAUCCAGAGAAAAAAAGAAGACAGCGUGACGGUUAUGCAGAAGGAGAUUAUACCUUGUAUCACACACUCCAGGCCUCUAAGUUUAUAGAUAGUGAAAACUUUUUAGACUUGAUGGCCCAGUCUAAUGCCGUGGUAUUGGAUGAUGACAAAAUUACUAAAUUACCAGAGACUACAAAGGAAAUUAAGGAAUGUCUUGCAGAUUUAAAGGUGCUUGGAAAGAAAGAUAUAAGGUCGCUGAUCAAGUGGCGCACACAGGUCAGGAAAAGUUUGGGAAAGGAUGAGGAGGCUAAGGACGGCAAAGGGGAGAAGGUCGAGGAGGUGGCAGAGGACAGCGAAGAUGAGGAAGCUCAAAUAGAGGCUCAGUUGGCAAAAGCCAAGGAUGAGGAGAGAAAGGUUCUGAAAAGGAAACUGAAGAAGGUGAGGCGAGAGAAGGCCCGUCUGCGACAGAAGAUGGAUAUGAAAAUGGUGAUUCCAGGAGACAAACAUGACUUCACAGAUGAUGUUGGUUUAUUCAACUUGGACAAGAUGAAAAGCAAAUCGCAACUUGACAAGGUGGAAGCAGGCGAGAAUCAUUUUGCUGACGAGUUUGUGUUGGAGGAGCUGGAAGCAAACACUGAAAUAACAUCACACCAGAAACGGAAGACUUAUGACCGAGAUGGUCAGGAUCAUCUAGAUGAACUGUACUCCUCAUCUGAAGACGAAGAAAACCUAGAGGAGCCCGAUUUAGAGGAUUUGGAAGAUGAUGAUGAUGAUGAAGAUGCUGAAGAAGAGGAUAUGGAGUUUGAAGAUGAUGAACAGGUGAAGAAGGAUGCCAAUCCAUUGAUAGUCAACUUAGAGAAAGUCUCUACACAAGUGGAACGUAAACUCAACUCCUGGUUCAACAAGGAAUCAUUUGCUGGCUUAGAUGAUGAAGUUGACGAGGAUAUAGAGAUCGAGAAAAUGAUGGAGGACUAUAAGCGACGAGGAGGCACCAUCACAGGGAAGAAAGAGAUAAGGAAAGAAAAAGAGGUAAAAAAGAAAUCAAAAAGAGUUGACACUGAAGAGGACGAUAGUGGUGUUGAUGAAAAGCAGGACUCAGAUUCAGAUAUGUCUAAUGUAGAUGACAGUGACAAUGAAAGUGAUGAUGAUGAUGAGGAGGAUGAAGAUAGCGAUGAAAGUGACAGCGAUAGUGAUGAUAGUGAUUUAGAUACAGCAGAGAUGAAGAAAAGGGCAAAACAGAAACAUUCAGACACAGCAGGGUUUGAGGAAGUCCCUGCAGGUUAUCUGGACCCUACAGGACUGGCUAUUGGAGCUGCCAUGGUGCAGUCUCGGAAACGUAAACGGGAUAUAAUCGAUGGUGGAUAUCACAGAUACAUGUUUGAUGAUGAUAAUUUGCCAGAAUGGUUCAUCAAAGACGAAGCCAAACACACCAAAAGAGAAAUGCCAGUCACAAAGGGAGACGUCCAGGAAUACCUGAUGAAGAUGAAAUCAAUUGACGCUAGACCUAUCAAAAAGAUUGCCCAGGCUAAAGCCAGGAAAAAGAAGAAGGAAAUGAGGCGUCUUGAACGAGCAAGGAAGAAGGCGGAGGUGAUAUCCGACACGGCAGACAUUACAGACAGAGACAGAUGGCAGCAGAUUAAACAAGUUUACAAGAAGGCUGGCCUGCUAUCAGCUAAAAAGAAGGAAGUUACUUAUGUAGUAGCUAAGAAAGGUGCUGGCAAGAGGGUCCGUCGACCUGCUGGCGUGCAAGGACCAUACAAAGUUGUAGAUGGCCGCAUGAAAAAGGACAUGAAAAAGAAAAAACAACAGUUGAAAAUGCAAAAAAAGAAAGGCAAAAGCGCAGGAAAGAAGAAAAAAUAAAUUUUUGUUUUGAUUC
This is a messenger RNA of Ylistrum balloti, 2593 nucleotides long. RefSeq names its product pre-rRNA 2'-O-ribose RNA methyltransferase FTSJ3-like. NCBI's taxonomy places the organism in Eukaryota, Metazoa, Mollusca, Bivalvia, Pectinida, Pectinidae. Gene Ontology annotation, cellular component: nucleus; preribosome, large subunit precursor; nucleolus. The transcript has 19 exons. Gene Ontology annotation, molecular function: rRNA (uridine-2'-O-ribose)-methyltransferase activity; rRNA (guanine) methyltransferase activity. Bases 46 to 2577 code for a protein of 843 amino acids. The record is from RefSeq and is a predicted model, not a curated record. Gene Ontology annotation, biological process: maturation of 5.8S rRNA from tricistronic rRNA transcript (SSU-rRNA, 5.8S rRNA, LSU-rRNA); rRNA methylation; maturation of LSU-rRNA from tricistronic rRNA transcript (SSU-rRNA, 5.8S rRNA, LSU-rRNA).